AUUAUAACAGACUUCAUGGGCAUCAGGAAUGAAAAUUUUAUGAAGGUAGCUGCAGUUGGGACUUGGAUGGGAGAUUUUGUCACAGCAUGGAUGGUCACUGAUAUGAUGCUUCAGGACAAACCCUACCCAGACUGGGGAAAGUCUGCCAGAGCUUUCUGGAAGAAAGGAAACAUUAGGAUCAUUUUAUUCUGGACGGUUCUUUUUACUCUGACCUCUGUAGUUGUGCUUGUCAUCACUACUGACUGGAUCAGCUGGGACAAGUUGAAUCGCGGAUUUCUGCCAAGUGAUGAGGUCUCAAGAGCUUUCUUGGCCUCUUUUAUCUUGGUGUUUGACCUUCUUAUUGUCAUGCAGCUGUUAAGAAAGGAAUCUGGGUCACAAGUAUUUGGCCAGAAACCUCCUUCAUGUGAUGCUGUGGCUCACCCUUUGGAUUUGUCUGUGGUUCGAGCCUUGUGUGAAUAA
Antrostomus carolinensis (chuck-will's-widow) is the source of this 459-nucleotide messenger RNA. Its product is annotated as transmembrane protein 117-like. The coding region runs from base 16 to 459 and encodes 147 amino acids. Gene Ontology annotation, biological process: intrinsic apoptotic signaling pathway in response to endoplasmic reticulum stress. The transcript is spliced from 4 exons. The record is from RefSeq and is a predicted model, not a curated record. NCBI's taxonomy places the organism in Eukaryota, Metazoa, Chordata, Aves, Caprimulgiformes, Caprimulgidae.